AUGCAAACCGUCCAACCGCAUCCCGCCCGCCAACCUCCAGCUCGGUUUGCCCGCAAAUAUGGCCCAACCUUCAAUACUUUUGAUCACCUCGCCAACAUCAGCCUAUGCAGCCAGGAGCUUGGCCCAAUUCAUAUUGACUGUCGGUUCCGUCAUUCAAAGACCCAAUUAGGCGUGCUAGGCCCAGCGGAGAACCAGGCCGGGAUCCUCUACGUGGACUUUGCUUUCAGUCAGCCUAAAGACUGUCACCUAACAAGCGCGGUGAUAUGGAUCAGCCUAGAAGAGGAAGAAGAGGAAGAAAAACAGCAGAGCAGAAGACAUGGGCCAAGAGAGCGAAUAAAGCCAGCGACAAUAUCGAAAUCCUCCCAGAAUACCAACCCACAGCUCGUACUGGUUGAGCCGCGCUUGGGCAAAUCCCGCUUUCUCCAACUCACGCAUGACUUUGGUCCUCGGCAGCUUGAAGGGAAGCCCACAAAUGUGACAACCAAGAAUGUCAUGCAUCUGACCCCUGAGCUUAACGUCCUUGGGAACGGUGGUGGCGGGCUAGGCUGCGAUCGCGAACAGACAUUCACUCAGAGCAGUCGCUGGACUUUUACGGGAAAUCUACUUCCAGGCUCCAGAUUCAUCCUCAGACCUCAGAAUGACAAUGGCACAAGAGCAAUGGUGUACCGUACGCUGAAAUGGGAGCUCUCGGGAGAUGAUUUUUCACGACAGUCGACACACAGCAACGUGAUCCAGACUGCUUUCACAUUGGAACACGACAUGGAUCCGUUUUAUAUUCGAGUUGAAAUUCAGGGCAAAUUGAAAAAGGGUUCUGGCAGGUUCAAAAGCAACGUGAAGCAGCUGUUGAGAUUCCCCAGGCAAUCCCAACAGAAAGAUGCCAAGUCACUGAUACUGGUAUUUCCUGACAAAGACAAGAAGCCUAUAAGGCGACUUGAUCCUAUUGUCAAGGGAUUGCCAUUACAAAUGGAACGAUUGAACUUUGAAGGUCUACGGGUGCAGCUCCCUGAUUCGCUUCCCGUAUCCUUUCGGGACUCUUCCCAAGCUGUACAAGACUCAAAUGCAGAAAAACAAGCAGCAAUGAAGAAGGACCGCACAGACCCUGUCGUCUACACCGAAAGUCAAAAGCCAAACCUUCCGAAAAACAAACCACUAGAAAGAUUGCCCUCUCCUAUCAUUCGACGGCCCAGCACACUUCCCCCCACCACACUACCCAUCACACAAUUUAUCCCAUACAGGCCACAACCAAAGGAAGAACCCCGGGCAGUGGCUCACGAUUACCUUCUCGUAUCUCCGAAGCCCGAACAGACAGAGAACCACCACAAUGAUCUUCAAUAUUCAAUGCACCAAACGCAAAUCAGAUGCAGGACGGAAGGAAAAUCAAUGCUAGCUACAUCGGAUACUCCACUGCCCAAGCCAGUGCCAAACAGUCCACGGGUCGUUUUGAGAGAAACUCCACCAGACAAGGACUUGGGAAAGUUGGCUGUUCAGCUCGCUCAAUUUCCAGUCUUGAUUCUCAUUCUAGAAUGUCACAGCACGAAGAAAUCAUCUCAAAGCGUCUUGAUCCUCGAGUCGGGUAAUAUGGCGGUUCAGAUUCCAUAUUGUCGUUGA
Molecule: messenger RNA, 1608 nt
Organism: Penicillium pulvis
Lineage: Eukaryota; Fungi; Ascomycota; Eurotiomycetes; Eurotiales; Aspergillaceae
Exons: 2
Coding region: 1-1608 (535 amino acids)
Source: RefSeq, a predicted model, not a curated record